Molecule: messenger RNA, 2348 nt
Organism: Dromiciops gliroides (monito del monte)
Lineage: Eukaryota; Metazoa; Chordata; Mammalia; Microbiotheria; Microbiotheriidae
Gene: ADAM28
Product: ADAM metallopeptidase domain 28
Exons: 22
Coding region: 15-2348 (777 amino acids)
Biological process (GO): proteolysis
Cellular component (GO): plasma membrane
Molecular function (GO): metalloendopeptidase activity
Source: RefSeq, a predicted model, not a curated record
GGCAGCUGGGCAGCAUGCGCUCCGGGCUACUGCUGGCCACAGUCGGGAUCCUUGUUCAAGUGCCAGUAAGAGCUAUCGAUGAAUCCACUGGGAAAAAGAUAUUUGAUAUCAUUUAUCCAAAGAAACGGCAUGCCUUACACAAGAGAGAUGCAGAGGAAGACCACGGUCCCCUAAAGCAGGAGAAGUAUGAAGAUCGGCUGCAGUAUGAAAUUGAUUUAAAAGGAAAAACCAUGGUCCUUCACUUGGAAAAAAACAAGGAGCUCCUGUCCCCAGAUUAUGUGGAAGUCCAAUAUUCACCCACAGGAGAGGCAGUCACUACAAGCCCUCAGAUCAUGGAAAACUGCUAUUACCAAGGACAAGUCCUGAAUGAGGAGAUGUCUACAGCCAGUAUUAGCACCUGUCAGGGCCUGAGGGGAUUCUUUGAACAUCAGGACCAAAGGUACUUCAUUGAGCCAUUGGGACUGGCACAGCAGGAAGAGCAAGAGCAUGCUCUGUAUACUUAUGAAAGCCAAGAACAGAACUUUCCUGAGACAUCCUGUGGAGUGGACCUAGUAGAAGAGGGAGAGCCACUCCUGGAAAAGACUGUGAGAUCAGGCAGCAAUGGAAUGGAAAGAGAAGACAAGAAUGAAAAGAAAUAUAUCGAGUAUUAUUUGGUCCUAGAUAACAAAAUGUUCCGAAAGUACAACCGAAAUCCAGAGGAAAUAAGACAGAGGGUUUUUGAGAUGGUCAACUUUGUCAACAUGCUCUAUAAAAAGCUUGGUAUGCAGGUGGCUUUGGUGGGGUUAGAGAUAUGGACAAAUGGAAAUCAGAUAAAAAUAAGCCCCAAUGCAAAUGUGACCUUGGAGAAUUUCUCAAAUUGGCGAGGGGGUAUUCUCCCCCAAAUGAAGCGCCAUGAUAUUGCCCAAUUAAUCACGGGGACAGACCUCACUGGACCCAUUGUGGGCUUGGCAUUCAUGUCAACAAUGUGCUCUCCGUACCACUCUGUUGGCAUUGUACAGGACCAUAGUUAUGACCUCCUCCGGGUUGCAGGGACAAUGGCCCAUGAAAUGGGCCAUAACUUUGGGAUGUACCAUGACUCUUAUGUGUGCAAGUGUCCUUCUUCAAUAUGUGUGAUGGAUCCAGCUCUCAGCUUUUAUAUACCCAAGGAUUUCAGCUCCUGUAGUCGCAAUAGCUUCGAGAAAUUCCUGAAGAUAGUAUCACCAAAAUGCCUCAAGAAUGUUCCUUUACCUAAUGAUAUAAUAUCCACCCCAAUCUGUGGGAACCUGCUAGUAGAACUGGGAGAAGAAUGUGAUUGUGGGUCCCCAGAGGAAUGCACCAAUGUCUGCUGUGAUGCCACAACAUGUAAAAUCAAACCAAAUUUUAAGUGUGCGUUUGGAGAAUGCUGUGAAAACUGCCAGAUUAAAAAGGCUGGGACCCUGUGCAGGCCAACUAAAGAUGAAUGUGAUCUGCCAGAAAUGUGUGAUGGCAAGUCUGGGAGCUGUCCCAGGGAUCGAUUCCGAGUCAAUGGAUUUCCCUGCCAAAAUGGGCAAGGUUACUGUCUGAUGGGCCAGUGCCCAACACUACAGGACCAGUGUGUCAGUCUUUGGGGAGAAGGAGCUCAAGCUGCUGAAAAAUCGUGCUUCGACAUAAACAGUGUUGGUUUAACUUAUGGCUAUUGCCGAAAGGUGGAUGAUAUGCACAUUCCAUGUAAAGCGGGGAGUUCCAUUUGUGGCAAGUUGUACUGUUAUGGAGGAUCAGAUGUUUUGCCCUGGAAAGGGAAGAUCAUGUCUUUCCUAACCUGUAAAACAUUUUCAUCAGAUGACAACCAAGACAUUUCCAUGGUGGCUAAUGGAACCAAAUGUGGAAACAAUAGUGUAUGCAUCAAUGGAGAUUGUAUAGACAUAGAGAAUGCCUACAAGUCAUCAAAUUGUUCAUCAAAGUGCAAAGGACAUGCAGUUUGUGACCAUGAGCUUCAAUGUCAGUGUGAAGAAGGAUGGUUACCUCCCAACUGUGACAAUUCCACCAUUGUUUUCCAUUUUUCCAUUGUUAUGGGUAUACUGGUUGCACUCUCCAUCAUAAUUAUCAUUGCUGCAAUUAUCCUCCGACAUCAAAGCAGAGCUAAGAGGAAAAAAGUUCAGAGCCAGUCCUGCCCCACCUCAGGCUCCAAACCAAAGCAAUGGAAACCAAUGAAGAAACACCAGGAUGUGCCAAGUACUCAUUCACAUGAGAUGGGUUCAAUGAGUCUACCUGUGUCUAUACCUCAAACAGAAAGAAAACCACCACUUCCUCUUCUAAUUACGAAGCCAGCUCUUCCUCCAUCUAUGAUUCUUACAACUAGAUCUUCAUUUGUCCCCCCAAUAAGUAACUAA